UGUGUCGCGGAAGCGCCGACCGGCUAGAAGGUCCCCGGGAGGCGGGACCUCCGAGAGGCUCGGCGCUGAGCCUGGCUAGGGCCAGGUACUUGCCUUUCCGCUGGAGCAAAGUCUGUCUGGCUCCUCCACUCCUCUCCCGCCACGAGGGGAUGCAGCUCCCGGAAAGUGAAUUAUACUUUAAUGUAUUACUACAGGUUGUAUACUACGGAUGGGAACUAUUAAAGUUUAUAAUGUCAAAAACUUUUCUUAGACCAAAGGUAUCUUCUACAAAGGUAACAGACUGGGUGGACCCAUCGUUUGAUGAUUUUUCAGAGAAUACAGGCAUCUCUAUUACUGCCACAUCAUUAGGUGUGAAUAACUCAAGUCACAGAAGGAAAAAUGUGCCUUCCAGAUUAGACAAUAGCAGAUUUCCAGCUAGAAAAAGAGAAAAGCCAUCUUCCUCAGAAAAGACUUAUGGUCUUGAGAAUUCAAAAGAAUAUCUGUCUGAAAAUGAACCAUGGGUGGAUAAAUACAAGCCAGAAACUCAGCAUGAACUUGCUGUGCAUAAAAAGAAAAUUGAAGAAGUUGAAACCUGGUUAAAAGCUAAAGUCUUAGAAAGGCAACCAAAACAGGGUGGAUCUAUUUUAUUAAUAACAGGUCCUCCUGGAUGUGGGAAAACAACAACUCUAAAAAUACUAUCAAAGGAGCAUGGUAUUCAAGUACAAGAGUGGAUUAAUCCAAUUUUACCAGACUUCCAAAAAGAUGAUUUCAAGGAGAUACUUAAUCCUGAAUCCAGCUUCCAUGUGUUUCCCUACCAGUCUCAGAUAGCAGUUUUUAAAGAGUUUCUACUAAGAGCAACAAAGUAUAACAAACUACAAAUGCUUGGAGAUGAUCUAAGAACUGAUAAAAGGAUAAUUCUCAUUGAAGAUUUACCUAACCAGUUUUAUCGAGAUUCUCAUACUUUACAUGAAAUUCUCAGGAAAUAUGUGCACACUGGUCGAUGUCCUCUAAUAUUUAUAAUUUCUGACAGUCUCAGUGGAGAUAAUAAUCAGAGGUUGUUGUUUCCCAAAGAAAUUCAGGAAGAGUGUGCUAUAGCAAACAUUAGUUUUAACCCUGUGGCACCAACAAUUAUGAUGAAAUUUCUUAAUCGAAUAGUGACAGUGGAAGCUAACAAGAAUGGAGGAAAUAUUACUGUCCCUGAUAGACGUUCUCUAGAGUUGCUCUGUCAAGGGUGUUCUGGUGAUAUCCGAAGUGCAAUAAACAGCCUCCAGUUUUCUUCUUCAAAAGGAGAAAACCGUUUAUGGCCAAGGAAGAAAGCAUUGUCUUCAAUAAAAUCAUCUGCUGCACUGUCAAAAUCAAAACAAAGGAAAAAAACUGAUAGGGUUUUUGAAAACCAAGAGGUCCAAGCUAUUGGUGGCAAAGAUAUUUCUCUUUUUCUCUUCAGAGCUCUGGGGAAAAUACUAUAUUGUAAAAGAGCAUCUUUAGCAGAAAUAGAUUCUCCUCGGUUGCCUUCGCAUUUAUCAGAGUAUGAGCGGGAUACCUUACUUGUUCAACCUGAGGAAGUAGUAGAAAUGUCACACAUGCCAGGAGAGCUGUUUAAUUUAUAUCUUCACCAAAACUACAUAGAUUUCUUUGUGGAAGUAGAUGAUCUUGUCAGAGCCAGUGAUUUUCUGAGUUUUGCAGAUAUCCUCAGCAGUGACUGGAAUACACGGUCUUUACUCAAUCAAUAUAGUAUAUCCAUAGCUACAAGAGGUGUGAUACAUUCCAACAAAGCCCGAGGAUUUGCUCAUUGCCAAGGAGGAGGAUCAAGUUUUCGACCCUUGCACAAACCCCAGUGGUUUCUUAUAAAUAAAAAGUAUCGGGAAAAUUGCUUGACAGCAAAAGCACUUUUUUCUGACUUCUGCUUACCAGCUUUAUGCCUCCAAACUCAGCUGUUGCCAUACCUUGCCUUGCUAACCAUUCCAAUGAGAAAUCCAGUAUUUAUCAGUCCUGUUCAAGUUGACUAAUUCUUUCUUCAGCCAGUUCAAAUCUACUCUUGAGCCCCUGUAGUGAGUCACUGUUCUAGGUGAGUGCUAAAGUGUAAGUAGCCUCUGAUCAUCAUGGCUGGGACCUUCACAGUGUGGACCCACUUCCCUAAAGGAACUUGGGUGAGGGCCAUUGUAGUUCAAGGAGGAAGCAGGAUUCUCAGCCUGCUGUUCUAAUAGGAUAGAGCUUUCAUGCUUUAGGUUGGAGAAAGGGAGUCCUGAAUUUUUGGCUAGCCACAGGAGGGAAGGAGUCCUAUGGGUCCUUGGCUGCACCCACCUAGCGUGAAGUCUCUCUAAAGCUAAAGAAGCAAUGGAGUGAGUCCUGGUUUAAAUGCCACAGACUCUUGUUGUUAGAUUUUCCUGAAUAAAUGUUUUUUCAGAAUAUAAAAAUUUAUCAUCUUAAACCAUUUUUAAGUAUGUAGUUCAGUGGAGAUGAGCGUAUUCACUUUGUAAAACCAAUCCCUAGAACUUUGUAAUCUUGCAAAUUUGAAACUACACACGUUAAACACUACCUCCCACUCCCUGCCCACCACCUAUCUUCUCUUUCUGAAUUUGAUUACUUUAGGUACCUCACCUAAGUGGACUCAUGCAAUGUUUGUCCUUUUGUGACUUACUUCUCACAGCAUGGCAUCAAAGUUCAUUUGUAUUACAGUAUAUGUCAGGGAGCCAAUUUGGCUCAGUCAUUUAAGCAUCUGAUUCUUGGUUUUGGCUCAGGUCAUUAUCUGAGGGUCAUGAGAUGGAACCCCACUUCGAGCUCCACACUGGCUGUGGAGCCUGCCUAAGAUUCUCUUUCUCCUUUCCCUCUAUCCCUCUCCCCCCACAAAAUAAAAUAAUAUAUAUUUAAAAUUAUAUGUAUCAGAAUUUCCUUUUUAAGGUUGAAUAAUACCACAUUGUGUGUAUAUACCACAUUUUGUUUAUCCAUUCAUCUGCUGAUGGAUGUAUAAGUUGUCCACCUUUUGGCUAUUGUGAAUGAUGCUGUUAUGAACAUGGGUGUACAAAUACUUUUUGAGACUGUGCUGUCAGUUCUUUUGGGUAUAUACCCAGAAAUGGAAUUGCUAAGUCAUACAGUAAUUCUGUAUUUAAUUUUUUAAGGAACUGCCUUACCAUUUUCCACAGCAGUUAUACCAUUUUACAUUUCCACUAACAAUCCCCAAGGGUUUCACUUUCUGCACAUCUUUGUGAAACUUCUUUUUCUUUUUUUUUUUUUUUUAAUAAUAGACAUCGUAAAGGAUGUGAAAUGGUGUCCUGUGGUUUUCAUUUGAAUUUUCCAGAGUAUUCAUGAUUUUCAUGUGCUUGU
Messenger RNA from Mustela lutreola (European mink), 3300 nucleotides. It is a transcript of the gene RAD17, whose product is annotated as RAD17 checkpoint clamp loader component. NCBI's taxonomy places the organism in Eukaryota, Metazoa, Chordata, Mammalia, Carnivora, Mustelidae. Gene Ontology annotation, biological process: mitotic DNA replication checkpoint signaling; DNA repair; DNA damage checkpoint signaling. The record is from RefSeq and is a predicted model, not a curated record. The coding region runs from base 150 to 1985 and encodes 611 amino acids. The transcript has 16 exons. Gene Ontology annotation, cellular component: Rad17 RFC-like complex; nucleus. Gene Ontology annotation, molecular function: DNA clamp loader activity; chromatin binding.